Molecule: messenger RNA, 626 nt
Organism: Tripterygium wilfordii
Lineage: Eukaryota; Viridiplantae; Streptophyta; Magnoliopsida; Celastrales; Celastraceae
Product: classical arabinogalactan protein 3-like
Exons: 1
Coding region: 68-445 (125 amino acids)
Source: RefSeq, a predicted model, not a curated record
CACACGCAAAGAUUAAUUGACAAACAAACAAGUCCUCUUCGCUGUUUCUUCUUCACUUGCCUUUGUGAUGGAGGAGAACAAGGUUGCUAUGCUGGUCAUGGUGGUGCUAUUGCUGCUUGUCCAAACAAUGGCACAAUCUCCAACACAGUCUCCGGCCAAAUCUCCGGUAGCUACUCCACCAUCUUCAGCAUCAGCACCUGCUCCUAAAAGCACAACAAUGCCAACUGUGCCUGCGCCAUCUCCAGUUAAAGUAAGCUCUCCGCCGUCUCCUCCUACUCCAUCCGCUUCUUCUCCGGCUCCAGUACCGACUACUCCAUCCGCCAUUGCAUUGCCGCCGUCUGAAGCUCCCGGACCAGCAAUCAACGGUGCCCUUUCAAACCGAUUCAGUACCUUCGCAGCUGGAUCGCUUGCGGUUGGUGUCUUGAUUGCCGGUUUUGCGCUCUAGUGUUGUUGAUUUACAAAUGUCAUUGUCGAUUUCAUCACUAAACAGUCUAGAGUGACUUUGGUUUAACUUUAUUUAAAUUUCGUUUUGUUGUGUCUUGUUCAUCUUUAGAUUUUGUAAUAUUUGACCACUGUGGAACCAUUGAUUGCAGUUUGAUCUUGAUCUAUCAGUCAAUUUGUUUACA